This is a messenger RNA of Nylanderia fulva, 3192 nucleotides long. Lineage: Eukaryota; Metazoa; Arthropoda; Insecta; Hymenoptera; Formicidae. The record is from RefSeq and is a predicted model, not a curated record.
AUAUUAUUAUAAAAAAAGAAUAUUGUUAUAUUAACAAUCAAUAUGAUAAGAGAAUAAUAGCGAUUAACGAGGCUAAUUAAAUGCGUUGCAUUUAUCAGUCUAUUCUUUUUUAAUGUGGCUGACAAAACUGCAUAACACUACGAGCAAGUUACACAACGUGAUAAAUGAUAGACAAAGAAUUUGCAAAUAAGUGAGACGGAUCCCCUCUUCUUGGCUCGUAAGAAAAUCUUGAAAUUCUCGCCGGAUUUAUUCGCAUACUAAACAGAUGAGUCAGACGUUGUUUGCAAUUUUCGCACGCGGUCGGACAAUUAACACAUUGCAUCUCUUAUAAUUCAAAAAUUUUUUAUAGUACAUUUUGUGCUGAACUAGGUGCUGUGUCUUAAACUUAAAAAAAAUUCGUCCUCAAAAUAGCCUCGAAUAAUUCGGAAAAAUUUACAAGCUCAUAAAUGAAACGAAACCGCAAAGAUUGUCUCUGGCAAUUUGUCCUGACGCAGAUCUCCGCGAGCGUCGCGACGCUCGGCAAAGUUAUUUUGAAAAUAGUGGGGCAUCGCUCUAUUUCGGUCGUGCUAGCCAGGGCCAUUUAGUCUACGGCCUGGCUUUCUUACUAGGAAGCUGCGGAUCUGAAAAAUUCAACCCAGCCUCUUUCUAGUGCCUCUUCUCUGAUUGAAAAUCUGGUUGGAAAACAGAUGAUGGUCACGAAAAUGAUAAAUGCGAAAGAGAAAGAGAGAAAGAAUUUUGUCUACGAAUGAGUCAAUCAGCGCAGAGCACUUUAGGUUGAGACAAGUGUAAACGUAAAAGCCAGGGCUGGCUAUUAUUAUUGCUUCCGGGAUAAAUUCAGAUGUAACGCGAAUUCGAUGAUUCUCGAUUACUGAGAAACAUCCACUUAAUUUCACGUCAACAUAUGAAAGUGUGACAACAUGUUAUAAUUUAAUGACUAAUUGUGAAACGUAAUCACAGUGCGUGAGAAUAGAUGCAGUCGCGAAAAUUAUUUGAAUUUUGUCAUUGAACAGCAUGUCGAAUGAUGUAAUGCAACGGCACAAACUGUGUAAGCUUGUUUAAUAUUAUUACAUAUGUAAAAUAAUAUGUUUAUCGAAUCUACAUACACACUGUAUAGAGAUAUUUAUCAACCAUACGUUAUAUACAUACAUGCAUACAUACGUGUGUGUAUGUGUGCGUAUAUACAUAUAUUACCUAACAACAAAUGACAAGUUAGAAAAGAAAAAUUUGCACUCGAGAAACGACAGUAAUUCUCAUCUCCGUAGGUGAUUAAAAUCCUGAAAGAUUUUAAAGCAACUUGAAGAUAUAUCUGCUUAGUAAUUAUUGUGAUAGAACAAACAUGUUUUGGAAGGAUAUGGUCGAACCUGACGAAGAGGAGGAGGCACUGCUAUGCAGUCCUGCUCUGAUGGCUAGACGAGCCUCAGAGUCCUGGAUUGUUGCACCUCCCGUAGAGGCGAUGCCGACAACGGCAAUGCCCCUGCAACGAAAAAAGUCACUGCCGGACGUGGCGCAACCGAUCCAGCUCACAGCCACAGCGCCAUUGUCGAGGGAAGAAGUCAGUAUCUUGAGCAGUCUGAGGAGAGAGGAGAUUCGCAGACAGAUCGACGAAAGUGAGAGGCUCAGGGCCAAUCCGCUUUUAUAUCUAGUCAGUCCUCAGGUUAAAGACUGGUUCUCUCGACAACAACUCGUGAUGCUAGUACUCUUUAUCAACAUAUCCCUAGCCUUGAUGUUCUUCAAACUGCUGACGUAGCAGCCAGCCGAUGAUCGGGUUCACGGAUUCGUGGUGGACGUGACCUGAAACCGGCGACAUUGCGAUCAUCUUGGAUCGCCAUCGAGCCAAAAUUUCGACAAAGAACGCGACACGGAGGGUUAUGGCCAAUCGCACUAAGAAUCGCUGGAAACGACUUUCAUGAGCAACUUGCUCGGUCGCUUGCGCUUCGCGAGCAAUUUGCGACAAAGGAAUAUUUGAAUCGAUCGAUACGAACGGAAAACUCAAGAAUUACUUCAGCGAGGAUUUUUGAGGCGAUCAUAUUCAAAUUUCGAACGAUCGCUAAUUAGACGAAAAAAUAAAUAAAUAAAGAGAGCAACGAGAGCGAACAUCCUUUUGAGAUAUCGCGGGGACCUACGGAUUUACUUUCAAAAUGUUGUAAAGUAAACAGGGUUUAAGCGCGUCGAAAAGAAAAAUAAAUAAGCAAAGAGCAAUGUAUAGUUUAAGGAGAGUUUAAAUGACAAUGCACUUGCAAGAAACUUACAUAACAUACACUGGAAAUAGAAUUUCAUAUUCUGCCUACGAUAGUCUUGCAUUUCCGGUUUGAAAAUUUGGCGCAUAAAUCCUUUUUAAUUGGCACGUUGUUACUCGAGAGAAGAAACAUUUUUGAGAAAAAAAAAACGAUGAAACUCCGAAUUUGUUAUUAACGCGAGAAGGAGACAUCGAAAACACAAAAAUCAUCUUUUGGAAACUGACGAAGAGUGCACAAAUCCCACGUACUCUCACACAACGCCCGUGUAUUAUAUAUCCUAUAUUUUUACACCAAAUACUUUAAUAAUUGUAUAAUACACUACUUGUAAGAGUAGAUCAAAUCCUACUUUGAAUGGAUCGAUAUUGUGCCCGAUAUACACGCGAUAUGCGUACACAAAUACAAAUCCUUCUUCGUAAUCUUUUCUUUUUUGACGAUCGGCUCGAGCGCAGUAAUAGCGAUGAUAUAUAUAUAUAUAUAUAUAUAUAUAUAUAUAUAUAUAUAUAUAUAUAUAUAUAUGUUGAAUUGUAUUUAUUCGGGAAUUUUUCAACAAGUUAGCCACUUGUCUGAGAAUUCACCGAUUAUUUCUUCUCUUUCUAAGUCGAUUUUUAAUUAAUAUACAACUGGCACUAUUCAAUUUAAAGCAGCAUUAAAGACUUAGAGCAUAUAGACAUGGAGAGAGAAUAGGAUAUACUUUCUGAAAAAUAAAAGUAUCCUUAUAUAAUGGAAGGGGAAAGGGACCCGCAGUUUCAAAAUAAGACAACAAACUAUGGUUCUGUCUCAUUUUAUUGUUCUUCCUCGAAAUACGUAUAAACCGAAGCGAGAUUGUAUUUGUUAUAGGUUGUAUACGUGCAUUGUAGUGUGCAUUUUCAUCUAUACACGUGCAUGGAUGUGUGUCGAGUUAGGUUAAAGCGGGGAGCACACACUUUUGCAUAGGCGCAUAAGCGUAAGCAUAAUA